AUGAUGGGUCUAUCCUCGGUCCUUGCGACCACUCUUCUGGCCUUGCGCCUCUUCUCUCAGGACGUUCUCGCGGCGCCCGCACCCGCCCCGGCGCCCGUUCCUCAGGCUACUACCGCUGCUGCCGCUGCCGGCGGCUUUUGGGUCGCGUCGAUUGAGCGUCGCGGCACCUCUGCUUUCGGUGACGCCAACUACAAGAUCUACCGCAAUGUGAAGGACUACGGUGCCAAGGGUGAUGGAUCCACCGACGACACCGUGGCUAUCCAGGCUGCCAUGGACGAUGGUAACCGCUGCGGCUUCGGCUGUGACUCCCAAACCACCACUCCCGCCCUUGUCUACUUCCCCACUGGUACCUACGUUGUCAGCAAGCCAAUCGUCAUGAAGUACUACACCCACAUGGUCGGAGACGCCACCGCCCUUCCCACUAUCAAGGCCGCCGCGAGCUUCGCCGGCAUGGCCGUGAUUGACGCCGACCCGUACGACAACCAGGGCAACAACGCCCACACCAACCAGAACAACUUCUGGAAGCUCGUUCGCAACUUCAACAUCGACCUGACUGGCAUGCCUUUCACCUCCGGUGCCGGUAUCCACUGGCAGGUUGCUCAGGCCACCAGCCUCCAGAACAUUGUCUUCAACAUGCGCACCGACGGAGGCGAUGCCAACGUCCAGCAGGGAAUCUUCAUCGACAACGGCUCCGGUGGUUUCAUGACCGACUUGACGUUCAACGGCGGCAAGUAUGGUGCCUUUAUGGGAUCCCAGCAGUUCACCUCACGCAACAUGACCUUCAACAACUGCAAGACUGCCAUCUACAUGAACUGGAACUGGCUUUGGACCUUCCAGGAUCUCAAGAUCAACAACUGCGGCGUCGGUAUCGACAUGUCCAACGGUGGUGCCACCGCCCAGACCGUCGGUUCUGUUCUUCUCCUCGACAGUGUCAUCAGCAACACCCCCGUUGGCGUCUUGACUGCCUACAGCCCUUCCGAGACCGUCACUAACGGUACCUUGAUCCUCGACAAUGUCGACAUGUCCACCAACGUCCCGGCCGCCGUUCAGAUCGUUGACACCAAGGCCAACGUCUUGGCAGGCAACCAAAAGAUCGCCUCCUUCAUCCAGGGCAAGACCUACACCGGCACCGCUGGCAAUGGCAAGGCUGUCCAGGGCGCUCAGGACGCCCUCGUCAAGCCCGCCGGCCUUCUCGCUUCCGACGGCAAGGUCGUCACCCGCAGCAAGCCUCAGUACGAGAACGUUGCCGCCAGCUCUUUCCUCAGCGCCAAGGCCAAUGGCUGCAAGGGUGACGGUAAGACCGACGACACCGCCGCCAUCCAGGCUCUGGUUAACAAGGCCGGCCCCAACGACAUUGUAUACUUCGACCACGGCGCAUACAUCAUCUCGGACACCAUCGAGGUGCCCAAGGACAUCAAGAUCACCGGCGAGGUCUGGCCUCUGCUGAUGGCCAACGGUGCCGCCUUCAAGGACCAGGCCAACCCCAAGGUCAUGUUCCGCGUUGGCAAGGCUGGCGAUGUCGGCACUUUCGAGAUGAGUGACGUGAUCCUCCAGACCCAGGGCCCCCAGCCUGGUGCCAUCCUCAUGGAGUACAACAUUGCCGGAUCCACCCCUGGUGCCGCCGGUCUCUGGGACGUCCACUUCCGCAUCGGAGGCAGCGCCGGAACUCAGCUGCAGUCGGACAAGUGCGCAAAGAACCCCAACGUCACCACUACCGCCAACCCCGAAUGCAUGGGUGCCUACAUGCUCACCCACAUGACCGCCGAGUCCUCUGGCUACUUUGAGAACACCUGGUGGUGGGUUGCCGAUCACGAACUCGACCUCGCCGACCGCAAGGUCCAGCUCAACAUCUACAACGGCCGUGGCGUUCUUUGCGAGGCCACCAAGGGUACCUGGUUCUGGGGUACCGCCUCUGAGCACAGCGUCCUGUACAACUACCAGUUCAACAAUGCGUCCAACGUCUUCAUGGGCCACGUCCAGACCGAGACCGCGUACUUCCAGGGCAACCCCGACGCCAGGACACCCUUCACGGUCAACAACGCCAUUCUCGACCCCAACUUUGAGACCUCCUGCGCCGGCCAGGGCGACAAGUGCGCGCGCACAUGGGGUAUCCGUGCCAUCGAUUCCAAGGACAUCAUCGUCUAUGGCGCCGGCUUGUACUCCUUCUUCAACAACUACGACCAGGUCUGCGUCGGCGAGAACAACUGCCAGGACCACAUGGUCUCCCUCGAGAACAGCGACGUCAAGUUCUUUGGUCUCAGCACCAAGGCGUCCGUCAACAUGGUCACGGUCAACGGCAAGGGCGCGGCGCUCGACACCGACAACCGCAACAACUUCUGCGCCACUGUCGCGCUCUUCCAGGCGCCCCUCUAG
Colletotrichum spaethianum is the source of this 2373-nucleotide messenger RNA. RefSeq names its product glucan 1,3-beta-glucosidase. Gene Ontology annotation, molecular function: polygalacturonase activity. Lineage: Eukaryota; Fungi; Ascomycota; Sordariomycetes; Glomerellales; Glomerellaceae. The record is from RefSeq and is a predicted model, not a curated record. The transcript is spliced from 4 exons. Bases 1 to 2373 code for a protein of 790 amino acids.